Molecule: messenger RNA, 1140 nt
Organism: Cicer arietinum (chickpea)
Lineage: Eukaryota; Viridiplantae; Streptophyta; Magnoliopsida; Fabales; Fabaceae
Product: methyl-CpG-binding domain-containing protein 7
Molecular function (GO): DNA binding
Source: RefSeq, a predicted model, not a curated record
AAUACACGAAAAAAUGGUUAAAUUAAGCUCUGUGUAUAAAUAAACACACCGCUUUGCAAUGAGUGAGUGAGUCCCAAGUAACAGCAACAACAAACAACAUCGUAAUGUCGUUAAAAAGAGCACCGAAGAGAGGCACUGUGCAUGUUGAAAAGGAACAUGUUAAUCGCAAUUCAAGGGAGAAACAGUUGCAGAUUGUGAGCUUGUCAUCGUCACCGUUCAAACUUCCCGAUGAUUGGUUGGUUGAUGAACGCCGCCGUAUAUCUGACCCCACCCACAUUGACAGGUAUUACAUAGAGCCACACACUGGAAUGAAGUUUCGUUCUUUGGUAUCGGUUCAGAGAUAUCUAUCAGAAGAAACAAGAGACUAUCUUCCUACUAAGAGAAUGAUAUCAGAAAACAAAGUCACUACUUACACCAAGUCUAGGACUGCAAAAAAGUCUCUUUCUACGAGAGAUUUUGAGGGAGGUAUAAAUAGAGAAGCAAAUGCAUGUAGAGCUACACCGAAGUUAGUGUUCAAAUGUGGCUCUGGAAAGCGAAUUGCUCAAUCUACGCAUUCUGAAAAAACUGAUUCUCAGAAGAAAAACAAUACGGGGGAAGACGAUAGGGGUUCGGUCCAUAACUUAACUAGACCACCGACAAAAGUAAGCUGGGUUUUGGCUGGUCCUGGGGGAUUAUGGAACCCUUUCCUAGAUGAUUCUCUUGUACCAGAAUCCGAAAAGCUAAAAUGGUCCAAAGCAUUUAUAACAUCCAUCAAUGAAGGAGUUACUAGCUGAGGAUUCACAAUGGAGAUGACUACGCGCCGUUACCACGUAGCUCAGAUUGUAGCUGUGACUAUCUACGUUACUAAUCUUUAAUUGAUACAUAUAUGUAGCGAUGGUUCUAAUUUCACAGGUUACAAUAAUGUAUUUUGUGUCACAAUGCUUCUAGGAAUAAUAUUUUGUUUUUGGGCUGCAACUUCAAGAACCUUGUAAGGUAAUGGGAAAUAUGCAAACUGGUGAAGGAAUGAAGUUUCAACAUCAUUGUUAAACUUCAGUCUUAAGAUUGGACCAGUGCUCAUUUAGCUUUGUUGAAAAACUUUUGUACAGAGAUAUAAAUAACUAUCCAGUGUCAUUUAUUGUGGUUUUGGUGUCAAGAUGACUA